Chrysochloris asiatica (Cape golden mole) is the source of this 2139-nucleotide messenger RNA. RefSeq names its product GDNF family receptor alpha 2 (gene GFRA2). The transcript is spliced from 9 exons. Lineage: Eukaryota; Metazoa; Chordata; Mammalia; Afrosoricida; Chrysochloridae. Bases 671 to 2065 code for a protein of 464 amino acids. The record is from RefSeq and is a predicted model, not a curated record. Gene Ontology annotation, cellular component: signaling receptor complex; external side of plasma membrane. Gene Ontology annotation, molecular function: signaling receptor activity. Gene Ontology annotation, biological process: nervous system development.
GAGAGGAGAGAGAAAGACACACACGCAGAGACAAACGGGCGCUGGAAUUCCAUUAGAAAAAAAAGUGAGAGGAGCAAGGGUUAGUGGAGAAGAUUCCCCCCCCCCCCAUCUUUUCUUCGUCUUGGUGCGAAAGAAGCGACUCCUGUCUCCUGUCCUCGAAGCUCCCAUUGGAUUGUUUCUUGGCUUUCACACCCGUUGGUGGAUUUCUUUCAUUUUUUUGCAUUUUGUUCUGACCCCUACCCUAGUCUCUUCCUUCAGCCCUUCACUCUCACAUCGCUUCUUCCCCACCUCCCCAGUCCCCUUCUGGGAAGCGACUGGGAAUCGGACCCGCAGGAACUCGCGCCUUCCGGGACGAACUGAGAGGAGGUCUGACCUCAGGACUGGGCUGUUGGCUUAUAAAAACACAUAUAUACAGUAUAUACGUAUAUAUUUUAUCUUGGCUGGGAAGGGGGGCGUCGAGAGGCAGCCCACCGCCCUCCUUUCACCCCACCUCCUCCAGCCAGAGGCGAGAAUCGCAGGACUCAGGAUCUUCCUCGGGUGGACUAGCUGGGAUCUCCGCAUUGGAUUUGGGGCUGAUUAACACUGCUUGGCUAUUAGUAUUGUUGUUGUUGUUAUUAAUUUUUAACCCAAGGGAGAAAGAAAAAGAAAAGAACUGUGGGAUUUAUUUAACAUGAUCUUGGCAAACGCCUUCUGCCUCUUCUUCUUUUUAGACGAGACCCUCCGCUCUUUGGCCAGCCCUUCCUCCCUGCAGGGCCCUGAGCUACAUGGUUGGCGUCCCCCAGUGGACUGUGUCCGGGCCAAUGAGCUGUGUGCAGCUGAGUCCAACUGCAGCUCCCGCUACCGCACACUGCGGCAGUGCCUGGCAGGCCGGGACCGCAACACCAUGCUGGCCAACAAGGAGUGCCAGGCGGCCCUGGAGGUCCUGCAGGAGAGUCCGUUGUACGACUGUCGCUGCAAGCGGGGCAUGAAGAAGGAACUACAGUGCUUACAGAUCUACUGGAGCAUCCACCUGGGGCUGACAGAGGGUGAGGAGUUUUAUGAAGCCUCACCCUAUGAGCCGGUCACCUCCCGCCUCUCAGACAUCUUCAGGCUUGCUUCAAUCUUCUCAGGGACAGGGGCAGACCCGGUGGUCAGCGCCAAGAACAACCACUGCCUGGAUGCUGCCAAGGCCUGCAACCUGAAUGACAACUGCAAGAAGCUGCGCUCCUCCUACAUUUCUAUCUGCAACCGUGAGAUGUCGUCCACUGAGCGCUGCAACCGCCGCAAGUGCCACAAGGCCCUGCGCCAGUUUUUCGACCGGGUGCCCAGCGAGUAUACCUACCGCAUGCUCUUCUGCUCCUGCCAAGACCAGGCGUGUGCUGAGCGCCGCCGGCAGACCAUCGUGCCCAGCUGUUCCUAUGAAGACAAGGAGAAGCCCAAUUGCCUGAACCUCCGUGGUGUGUGCCGGACCGACCACCUGUGCCGGUCCCGGCUGGCAGACUUCCACACCAAUUGUCGUGCCUCCUACCAGACACUCACUAGCUGCCCUGCGGACAAUUACCAGGCAUGUCUGGGCUCCUACGCUGGCAUGAUUGGAUUUGAUAUGACACCCAACUAUGUGGACUCCAGUCCCACUGGCAUUGUGGUGUCUCCUUGGUGUAGCUGUCAUGGGAGUGGCAACAUGGAGGAAGAAUGUGAGAAGUUCCUCAAGGACUUCACUGAAAACCCAUGUCUCCGGAAUGCCAUCCAAGCCUUUGGCAAUGGCACAGAUGUGAACCUGUCCCCUAAGAACCCCUCAUUCCAGGCCACCCAGGCCCCUCGGGUGGAGAAGAUCCCAUCUCUGCCAGAUGACCUCAGUGAUAGCACUGGCCUGGGGACCAGCGUCAUCACCACCUGCACUUCCGUCCAGGAGCAGGGCUUGAAGGCCAAUAACUCCAAAGAGUUAAGCAUGUGCUUCACAGAGCUCACUACAAACAUCAUCCCAGGGAGUAACAAGGUGAUAAAACCCAACUCAGGCCCCAGAAGAGCCAGACCAACGGCUGCCUUGACUGCUCUCUCCUUAUUGAUGCUGAAACUGGCCUUGUAGGCCCUGGGAACCACAUUGGAAGAUUUCUGGAAGCUUCACAAACAAGAAACACCCGCCUGACAAACUGGAAACAC